GUGGUCGUUUCGGAUGACGUAGAAGAAGAGACGACGAAACGAGCCCGAACGAAAUCCCAAAACCCAAUCGCUGCGCUCCUUCGUCAUCUCGUCGAAUCCCGAUGGCCGCCGCCGUUUCCAUCGUGUCCUUCUCCGCCGGGCCGCCUACCGCCGUCGAUGGCCUCCGGGUGAAGGACGCCCCCCGGCGAGUUCGAUGCAACGUGGCGAGCAACCCCGCCGUCCGGGACGCGGGUGGCGAGGCUGCGGCGGGGCGAGUCUCGGCGGACUGUGUCGUGGUCGGUGGAGGAAUCAGCGGGCUCUGCACGGCGCAGGCACUCUCAACGAAGCAUGCCGAGGCAGCGCUGGAUGUCCUGGUGACGGAGGCGAAGGACCGGGUUGGCGGCAACAUCACCACAGUUGAGAGGGAUGGCUACCUUUGGGAGGAGGGUCCUAACAGCUUCCAGCCUUCCGAUCCCGUACUCUCCAUGGCGGUAGAUAGUGGUUUGAAGGAAGAGCUUGUAUUUGGAGAUCCAAAUGCUCCACGAUUUGUUUUGUGGGAUGGGAAAUUGAGGCCAGUGCCAUCCAAACUAACUGACAUGCCUGUAUUCGACUUGAUGAGCAUUGGCGGUAAGCUGAGAGCUGGAUUUGGUGCUAUUGGAAUUCGUCCUUCCCCACCAGGACAUGAGGAGUCAGUUGAAGAAUUUGUGCGCCGAAAUCUUGGAGACGAGGUGUUUGAGCGUCUGAUAGAGCCAUUCUGCUCAGGUGUAUAUGCUGGCGAUCCAGCAAAGCUUAGCAUGAAGGCAGCAUUUGGAAAGGUUUGGAAAUUGGAACAGAAUGGUGGAAGCAUAAUCGGUGGUACUAUAAAAGCAAUUCAAGAGAGGAACAAAAUCCCCAAGCAACCUAGAGAUCCCUGCAGGAAUUUGCCAAAGCCCAAGGGACAAACUGUUGCAUCUUUUAGAAAAGGACUUGCGACGCUUCCUAAUGCAAUUUAUUCAAGGUUGGGUAACAAGGUCAAGUUAUCAUGGAAGCUCACGAGCAUUAGAAAGCUGGAUAAUCAAGGGUAUAUCUUGAUGUAUGAAACACCAGAAGGAUUAAAAUCGGUGGAGACUAAAAGUGUUAUCCUAACCAUUCCAUCAUAUGUUGCUAGCGACCUCCUUCGUCCUCUUUCAAAUGAUGCAGCUGAGGCUCUCUCGAAGUUCUAUUAUCCACCGGUUGCAGCAGUUUCUGUUUCAUAUCCUAAGGAAGCAAUUAGAAAGGAAUGUCUGAUAGAUGGUGAGCUUAGGGGUUUUGGUCAGUUGCAUCCUCGCAGCCAAGGUGUCGAGACAUUAGGAACCAUAUAUAGCUCUUCACUUUUUCCUAAUCGUGCUCCACCUGGAAGAGUGUUGCUUCUCAACUACAUAGGAGGUGCUACAAAUACUGGAAUUGUAUCGAAGGCGGAGAGCGAGCUGGUUGAAGCAGUUGACCGUGACCUCAGGAAAAUCUUGAUAAGCCCGAAUGCCCCAGACCCAGUAGCAGUGGGCGUAAGAGUAUGGCCGAAGGCCAUACCGCAGUUCUUGGUCGGGCAUCUGGACAGUCUUGAAGCUGCCAAGACAGCCCUCAGUCAGGAAGGAUUUGAUGGUUUGUUUCUCGGAGGCAACUAUGUAGCAGGCGUUGCCUUGGGUCGAUGCAUCGAGGGAGCAUACGAGAGUGCCUCCCAGGUAGCAGGUUUCUUGUCCAAGUAUGCCUACAACUGAAAGGCCAGAGUCAGCUGUUCUUGUCAGGCGAUGGCAAUGUGUUUCCUAGUCUUAAUUUGGGGCGUAUCGUUUCUGCAUCAUUACUGAUAUAUAAAUUUUGUUUUUGUCAUUUAUGAUCAUUUCCCCUCGUUUGUUUGAAUGUCGAUUUCUAACUGAGCCAUCUAGUGCGAUAAAUCUAGUGGGAUAAAAGUUUGUUGUUGUUGUUUGAAUGUCAAUUUAUUAUAAUGUCACUUGAUAUGGCACCGGAAUAAGAUUUAGGAAAAUUUGUAAA
This is a messenger RNA of Zingiber officinale, 1983 nucleotides long. Its product is annotated as protoporphyrinogen oxidase, chloroplastic-like. Gene Ontology annotation, molecular function: protoporphyrinogen oxidase activity, oxygen as acceptor. The record is from RefSeq and is a predicted model, not a curated record. The transcript has 9 exons. Gene Ontology annotation, biological process: porphyrin-containing compound biosynthetic process. The coding region runs from base 102 to 1712 and encodes 536 amino acids. NCBI's taxonomy places the organism in Eukaryota, Viridiplantae, Streptophyta, Magnoliopsida, Zingiberales, Zingiberaceae.